UCAGUGUAGAACUGAAGACUCUGGCUAAGAAGACCAGCAACACUAAAUACAGAGAUGUUAUGAAGAUUAUACGACUGGCCCUCAGCGGACUACAGGUAGGAGAGAGACUGGCCCUCAGCGGACUACAGGUAGGAGAGAGACUGGCCCUCAGCGGACUACAGGUAGGAGAGAGACUGUCCCUCAGCGGACUACAGGUAGGAGAGAGACUGUCCCUCAGCGGACUACAGGUAGGAGAGAGACUGUCCCUCAGCGGACUACAGGUAGGAGAGAGACUGUCCCUCAGCGGACUACAGGUAGGAGAGAGACUGGCCCUCAGCGGACUACAGGUAGGAGAGAGACUGGCCCUCAGCGGACUACAGGUAGGAGAGAGACUGGCCCUCAGCGGACUACAGGUAGGAGAGAGACUGGCCCUCGGACUACAGGUAGGAGAGAGACUGGCCCUCGGACUACAGGUAGGAGAGAGACUGGCCCUCAGACUACAGGUAGGAGAGAGACUGUCCCUCAGCGGACUACAGGUAGGAGAGAGACUGGCCCUCAGCGGACUACAGGUAGGAGAGAGACUGGCCCUCAGCGGACUACAGGUAGGAGAGAGACUGUCCCUCAGCGGACUACAGGUAGGAGAGAGACUGUCCCUCAGCGGACUACAGGUAGGAGAGAGACUGUCCCUCAGCGGACUACAGGUAGGAGAGAGACUGGCCCUCAGCAGACUACAGGUAGGAGAGAGACUGGCCCUCAGCGGACUACAGGUAGGAGAGAGACUGGCCCUCAGCGGACUACAGGUAGGAGAGAGACUGGCCCUCAGCGGACUACAGGUAGGAGAGAGACUGGCCCUCAGCGGACUACAGGUAGGAGAGAGACUGGCCCUCAGACUACAGGUAGGAGAGACACCGGCCCUCAGACUACAGGUAGGAGAGAGACUGGCCCUCCGACUACAGGUAGGAGAGAGACUGGCCCUCCGACUACAGGUAGAGGAGAUACUGGCCCUCAGACUACAGGUAGUAGAGAGAGACUGGCCCUCAGACUACAGGUAGAGGAGAUACUGGCCCUCAGACUACAGGUAGGAGAGAGACUGGCCCUCAGACGACAGGUAGGCGAGAGACUGGCCCUCAGGCGACUACAGGUAGGAGAGAGACUGGCCCUCAGACUACAGGUAGGCGAGAGACUGGCCCUCAGGACUACAGGUAGGAGAGAGACUGGCCCUCAGACUACAGGUAGGAAAGACACCGGCCCACAGACUACAGGUAGGAGAGAGACUGGCCC
Molecule: messenger RNA, 1260 nt
Organism: Oncorhynchus keta (chum salmon)
Lineage: Eukaryota; Metazoa; Chordata; Actinopteri; Salmoniformes; Salmonidae
Exons: 7
Coding region: 60-1031 (323 amino acids)
Source: RefSeq, a predicted model, not a curated record